Molecule: messenger RNA, 843 nt
Organism: Zophobas morio
Lineage: Eukaryota; Metazoa; Arthropoda; Insecta; Coleoptera; Tenebrionidae
Exons: 3
Coding region: 1-843 (280 amino acids)
Biological process (GO): detection of chemical stimulus involved in sensory perception of smell; sensory perception of smell
Cellular component (GO): plasma membrane
Molecular function (GO): odorant binding; olfactory receptor activity
Source: RefSeq, a predicted model, not a curated record
AUGGUGAAUAUAAUAGAAAAAAGUUUCGGAUUAAACCUGAAACUGCUAAAUAUUAUGGGAUUGUAUUCACAUGGGAAGAGUUCGAUAACUUUAAGAAUACGAGCUUACACGUUAUAUUUUGUUUUCUUAGUGUUGGCUAGCGUAUUAAUAAUUGUGAAAACUUUAAUGGCAAGAAGCUCGAACAACGUAGAAACUAAUGCGAUGUUAAUAUACGUGUCAGAUUCCACUUCGUUCUGUUUUAAGCUCCUGCCGUUUCUUCAAAAUAGUGACAGAAUGAAAAGAUGUAUCAAUUUUUUCGGACAGAAAAAAUUUGCACCAAAAACCGACUACGAAAGAAGAAUUUUAGAUGAAUGUGUCUGGGUAUGUCGCAGGAACUCCAUUGUGUUUUUUUAUGGUUUGUUGUUGACAAUUAUUGGCUGGACUGUCCCCAUGCUGUUUGUCAAAGGACGAAAGCUUCCGUUAAUGCUGUGGUUACCAUAUGAUCCCUCAUCUACCGCUGUGAACUACUAUUUUACUUUUGUUUACAUUGUUGCAGUUAUAGCAACCGUAUAUGACAGUUAUUCUGGCACAAUCGUGGAUCCAUUGAUUGGUGGUUUGGCAUAUCAUGCAACAGCUCAACUGAAAAUUCUGAAAUAUAACUUAGAGCAUCUUGACAAGAAUCUGGAAGACAAUUUAAUCAAAAGUAGUGAACAUAUAAUAGAAUUCCAGUGUGUUCGCGAACACCUGGAAAGUUGUAUUGAUCACCACAAGCAAAUUUUAUGUCUAGAAAUGGGUCCGACCAUCUUCAACCAAAGCUACAACGCGGAUGAUACGAUUAGGAAUAUUCAUUAUAUGCCAAAAUAA